CAGCCCUUCGAGAGAGAAAAAAAUAGAAAAAAAUUUUUGAGGGAAAAAAAUCGGUGAAUCCAAGGGGUUCGGGCGGAUUUGGACGAAGUUUCCGAACUGUCCCAGCCCGGAGGAGCCUUGGGGGUUGAAAGGGAAUCGCCAGCACCGAAAUAAUGGACGAUUCCCAUUUCAACUCAUCAUACUUUUGGUCUCCCGUACCAACAGUACAAGGACAGAUCGAGAACGCCAUGUUUCUGAAUAAGAUGAAGGAGCACCUUGGGCAGGAGAAGAGCGUCUCUUUUUCGCACUCGUCUGCGGCGCACUACCCGACGACGGUGUUGACGGUGCCAGGGUCGGUCGCAAUGGACGUGGGAGCGGUUGGUAGGGUGCCCAAACAAGAGAGUGGAGGAGGAGGAGGCGCUGGAGGUGGGGGAGCAGGUGGACAAAUGGGUGGCGUGGGGGCGCAUCUGCACCCGCCCCACACGUCCCAAAACAUCACUGUGGUGCCUGUUCCAUCUACUGGCAUCUUAACAUCAGCUGGAUUAGUGAUCACGACUCCUCAAGGCACGCUAGUCACUUCUCCUUCUUCCUCUCAGUCUUUUAUGUCUGGACCGACCACCACAACUAUGAUUGUGUCUGCAUUGCAUCCAUCAAACACAGAUAAGAAAGAGGAUGGUAGUAUUUCAUCUGCUGUGGUCAUGCCAGUGCCGGCAAAGCGUGGCAGAAAGAAAAAGUCCAUGAUGUCAAGGGCAGGCUCAGUUUCAGCCCACGCCCUCGCCACAGGAAGUGAUGCACUUAUUCUGGCCCACCUGGCUGCUGGGGGACAGCACAACACAAGCGACCCAUACGACCUCUCCAAUGAUGAGGAUGACCAUCCAGGCAAAGAUGGGAACAAGUCCUACAGAUGCCGGAUGUGUGCUGUGACUUUCUUCAGCAAGUCUGACAUGCAGAUUCACGCCAAGUCCCACACGGAGGCGAAACCGCACAAGUGUCCUCACUGCUCCAAAUCCUUUGCCAACUCCAGCUAUCUGGCACAGCACAUCCGCAUCCACAGCGGGGCUAAACCCUACACCUGUUCCUACUGCCAGAAAACCUUCAGACAACUCAGUCACUUACAGCAGCAUACACGAAACCACACAGAGGGCAAACCGCACAAGUGUCCUCACUGCUCCAAAUCGUUCGCCAACUCCAGCUACCUGUCCCAGCACAUCCGCAUCCACAGCGGGGCUAAACCCUACACCUGCUCCUACUGCCAGAAAACCUUCAGACAGCUCAGUCACUUACAGCAGCAUCACAGGAUUCACACUGGUGAUCGGCCAUAUAAGUGUGUCCAUCCUGGCUGUGAGAAAGCAUUCACGCAACUUUCCAACCUCCAGUCUCAUCGAAGACAGCACAACAAGGACAAGCCAUACAAAUGUCACAAUUGUAAUCGUGGUUACACAGACGCAGCGAGCUUGGAGGUUCACUUAUCUACACACACCGUGAAACAUGCCAAACUCUACUCCUGUGGUCUCUGCAACCGAGCCUACACAUCUGAGACGUAUCUGAUGAAACACAUGCGUAAACACAACCCAGAUCCUCUGACUGUUGCGGCUGCAGUGGCUGCCCAGCAAGCCCAGCAGGGCCAAAACCCCGGAGGUGGGGGAGGCGGCAGGGGCCGCGGGCGGGGCAGAGGGGGUGGAUCUGCGUCUACAGGAGCCGGAACGGCUGCUCAAGCGCAGAACCAGCCAAAUCCCACGCCGCCAACCAGUUACUCCGUUACGGAGGGAAUUUCCUGCCCCUUCGAUCUGCAUCAGUACAAAACCCUGCCAGGUGUAGAUAUCCAAUAUAAACCUGUCACCGUGGGCGAUUUGACGGUUCACAAAGACCUCUGCCUCACCGUUUCCACCUCCGCCAUCCAGGUGGAGCAUAUGAACUCAUAAAGGAUCUCAAAGAGAAUGAAAAAUGGUGGGAAGAUAUAGACCAUUAAAUAAAAGGACAUAAAAACCCCACUUUGGGAAAAAGCAGGAAUUCCAAAAAAAACAGAUUUUGCCAACGGAGGACUCAAAAGAGAGGUGGCACAUGAACUGUUAUAAAUUGUCUUUCAUAAGACUUGCUCUGCAGUGUCACUAACAAGGCCUUUAGCUCUCGUGACAGCUUUCAUCAGUCAUCAUUAGUGGUCGAUGGGCGAUGCUGAUAUUGAAAAAGUGAUGUGGCUGACAAACAACAUUUGUUAUACAUAUUAUUUAUAUAUAUAUAUAAUUAAAUAUCAUAAAUAUAAUAUAUAUCGGCCAAUGCAAUAUAUCGGUCUUAAAUUAGUCAUCAUUAAUAUAAUACAGUAGCAAUGAGAUGUGCUACAUAACCAGAAUCACAGGUUAGCAAAAAUAAAAUCCACGGUUACAAAUGAUGUAACUGUUAAAACAUUUUUUGCUGCCUUAAAUUGUUAAGUAUAAUCAAAUUGGCUUCACAAGUAAUUUCAACUUAAUAUCUAACAUUUUGACUAGUAAUGAGAUGACGUCUGAAGCCAAUUUAAUGGUACGGCAGGAAAACAUUUUCAAGAUGGAUGCUUCAUUUUGUAUUCGCAUUUAAGCCAGUUUUAAAAAAUGAUUGUAAAUACAACGUAAAAAGCUGUUAUGAAGUUGUAAUGCUUUUUAUGACACUGCAUUGCUGGCCUCCUGAUUGACAUUUCAAGUAAAAGCGUAAAUGGUUUGUCACUUCUAGGUUAAACCUAUUGAAAAGAGGUGGCUGAGUUACAGACUGCACUAAAGUGAUAACGGAUUAAACGAAAGCUAAAGCUUAAAUGGAAGAUGGCACUUAAAUGAACCUUUUUAUUGUUUGUUUGUUUCUCGUCAUUACAUUUUAACCAUUUAUCACAUGUAUAUAUUUUUAUAUUUGUCCCUGUAUGUGUGGUUCGAUUGAAAAUGCAUGUAAGAGAGGAUGGAAGAAGAGGAGUGCGUGAAAACAUCUAUAAAGUUGUCAGAUUUUUUUUUAAACUAAAGAGUUUAGUCGUUUUAUAUUAUCUUGAUCCUCCCUACAAAGUGUUUGUCAUUUUCCAGAAAAAGGGAGAUAAAAAUAAUUGUGCAAACAACCAGGUACUAUUCAGUAGUGUUUUUAAACCUUUAAUACCAACUAUUAUUAUAUUAACAGUUCUUUUUAUGCAAUUAUUAUCAUCAUUAUUCAUUGGGAGUUACUGUGUGUGUGUGUGUGUGUGUGUGUGUGUAUAUAUUACAUAAAGACAUGUUCAUUCUAAAAAGGGAAGGAUUGCUUUAAAAAUGUAUUAACGGCAACAUUGGAGAUCAGAGAAUGAGAUGUUAACAUAUUCCUAAACAUCCAAUCACUGACUUCCAAGCUGUCAUCUGUGUCCAGCAAAUAGCCAGAUGAUUGGUUGGUCCUCCAUGUAUAAUCCUUGUUGUAACCCAUGAUAUGUCUUUGGAAAAUAACACAGAUCUCAAUAUUAUUAUUAGUGUUACUUCUGUCGCUCCUAAUACUUAUUAUUAACUACUCUUUAAGAUGACUUUGCUGUAUAGAUAAACACUCAUUCAUCCGACGUAACUGUUUCUCCUUAUAUGAACAAUAAAAAAGUUACACAUA
Messenger RNA from Paramisgurnus dabryanus, 3549 nucleotides. RefSeq names its product zinc finger protein 384 a (gene znf384a). Gene Ontology annotation, biological process: regulation of transcription by RNA polymerase II. The record is from RefSeq and is a predicted model, not a curated record. Gene Ontology annotation, molecular function: DNA-binding transcription factor activity, RNA polymerase II-specific; RNA polymerase II cis-regulatory region sequence-specific DNA binding. Gene Ontology annotation, cellular component: chromatin; PcG protein complex; transcription regulator complex. NCBI's taxonomy places the organism in Eukaryota, Metazoa, Chordata, Actinopteri, Cypriniformes, Cobitidae.